AUGUUGUUUUCGUCUUCAUCUUCUUCACUUAAUUCCGAGGUUUCACAAGUGUUCUCGGAAAAUAUAUCUAGUAGAUCCACUACUCUGACUGAAAGUUCCACACAAAGCGAGAUAAGGCAGCAUUUUGGUAAUGAAGAUUUCAGUGGUGAACUACCAAAAAAAUUAAUUCAACUCAAGAAAUUAAAAAAUGGUGGCACUACAAUCAAGAAGGCUAAGGAAGACCUUGAGUAUUGCUAUGAUUCACUACGGCUGUACGAAAAUCCCUAUGUAACAUCAUCUGUAGAUAAAAAAUGUGGUUACAGCAUUGAAUUGUAUCUAGAUAACAAGUACAAAACACUAAUGUUCUCCGAUUUACAAUUGAAUGCUGACUAUCCGUUGUAUUACGAUUCCUCACUGGAUAAUAUAUCUACAAAUGUUGAAAGAGAAAGAGCCACUCCUCUACAAAUCAAAGGAAAGAUUAGGAUAAACAUUGAUAGAGAAGACCAGGCCCUCUUAAUCACUUCCCAUUCAAUUUCUUUAAAAUGUUUCACAAAGGAAUAUGCAUGCUUUGUAAAUUCAGAAACUAGCAAAAACUCCUAUAGUGACAAAAUUAUCAAAGAACUUAAUCACACAGAGUUUUUUGAGUCUUCCACCUACCCCAAACAGCAGUUGAGAGUCAUACACCACUCAUUAAAUGAUAAGAAAAUUCUAUUGACAAAGGGCACGUACGAUUACCCAUUCACUUUUACCCUUCAAGCAAAUACUUUCCCAGCAAGUUUCUCUUCCUUCUUUGGCAAGACCCAUUUUCGAAUAGAAAGCUUAACAACAAUAAUGAGAAUACCAAGUAAACCUAAAAACUUACUCAAAUUUUUGAAGAAUGAAAGUUUUACAGAUAAGAUCAUUUUAACAGAAGAAAUUAAAGUUAAAAGAGUCCUGCCUUCAACGAGUAUGCUUAAGUUUGAAACAUUUCAAUUAAGGUCAUACAAUACUGCAAGUGAGAUCGUAGUAUCGGUCAUUGGAAACUCCAAGUUGAUUGAAAUUGGUAUGCCUUUCCAAAUGAUAUUAUCAAUUACCAAAACAGAUUCUUCCAUUGAAUUACAGGAAGCUUCUUUGGCAGUUGCACAGAGAAUGGCAAUACCAAGUAUUGAUUUGAAGACCAAGAAAAUACUACGAGAGCCAUACAUUAAAAAGUCCGAGUAUUUACUAAGAACUGUAGAAAGCCAAAGUUUCGAUUCCGACAAGACCAUUUUCGGAUUUUGCUUUGAUGACGUUGUCAUCCCAACCUAUGCGGAUGGUCUACCGAGCUGGUUUAAAACAUUCUACUGUGAACCAAGUUCAUUUUAUCCCAAUCAUGCUGCCCUCAAAGUAACUCAUUUGCUUUUGUUCAGAAUAACCUAUAGCAGGAAUGAAUUGGUGGAAGGGCUUGAAAUGAAAAAAAAUUAUCGUAUUACGGUGAAUUUUCCAAUUUUAGUUGGCGAUAGUGAUAUUUCGACCAGCUCUUUGUUACCCAAAUAUGAAAAAUUUGAAAAUAUUAGUGAUCUACAAGAUGAACCCCCACUAUAUUCUAUGGUAGCAGGUGAGAAUAGCUUAUGA
This is a messenger RNA of Saccharomyces cerevisiae S288C, 1572 nucleotides long. RefSeq names its product Spo23p (gene SPO23). The coding region runs from base 1 to 1572 and encodes 523 amino acids. NCBI's taxonomy places the organism in Eukaryota, Fungi, Ascomycota, Saccharomycetes, Saccharomycetales, Saccharomycetaceae. The record is from RefSeq and is marked reviewed. The transcript has a single exon.